This is a messenger RNA of Sander lucioperca (pikeperch), 906 nucleotides long. It is a transcript of the gene nppcl2, whose product is annotated as C-type natriuretic peptide 2. The transcript has 3 exons. Gene Ontology annotation, molecular function: hormone activity; hormone receptor binding. The record is from RefSeq and is a predicted model, not a curated record. The coding region runs from base 265 to 645 and encodes 126 amino acids. Gene Ontology annotation, cellular component: extracellular region. Gene Ontology annotation, biological process: cGMP biosynthetic process; receptor guanylyl cyclase signaling pathway. Lineage: Eukaryota; Metazoa; Chordata; Actinopteri; Perciformes; Percidae.
UGUGUGUGUGUGUGUGUGUGUGUGUGUGCUCCGUUGCCGGGGGUGAGGAAUGUGUGACAUCACAGCGUGGCUGUAUAUAAUGCGGCAUGCGGCGUGGGCAGUCAGACCCGUCCUGACGCUGCAGCAGGACAGACUGAACCAAUCAGAGUCCAAUCAUCAAUCAGCUGUUAUUGGAGGGAAACUUUCUGAUCGACGAGCAGCAAAAUCUUUCUGCAGAACUUUUUGGAUUUUUGUUGGAAUAUUUCUCUUCAUCCUUCUGUUACGAUGGCGGCUUCUUCUUCUUCUCUGGUUCCUCUUGUCCUGCUCUUCCUCACUAUCGCCGUGGAGACGAGACCUUCGCCUCAACCAGACGACAAACAGGUGUUACGCUCUCUGUUCGGCGCCCGCCUCUCUUCCCUCAUCUCGGCCCCUCCCACCUCUGAUGACAUCACAGAGGGCUCGGCCGGCCCUCCCUCCCCCUUCCCCCUGGCUGCUGCGAGCCGAUUGGCCGGCCAGCGGGCGGCGGUUCCCCGUUUCUUCCUGGACUUCGUGCAGCGGCAGAGGAUGUCGCGUCGGCGCAGCAGGAAGUCGAUGUUCGGAGGAAGAGGAGGUUGCUUCGGGAUGAAGAUGGACCGCAUCGGCUCCAUCAGCGGCCUGGGAUGUUAGAGACGUUAUCGUGGCAACGGACUGACCCCCGCGUGGACUUCACGUUGGAACUUUACUAACAAACACAGGCGGACACUUCCUGCCGACGACCCCUGACCCCUGGCUCCAAAACAGCCAGCAGACACUGUGUGUGUGUGUGUGUGUCUGUGUGUGUGUGUAUUUGUGUCUGUGUGUGUGUGUGUGUGUGUGUGUGUGUGUGUGUGUGUGUGUGUGUGGACCAGCUGCAGUCUGACUGCAGGAUGUAAUAAAAUAGAAUAAAAG